AUGGCAGAAUUAGACAAGAUCAAACUCAAAGAUAGCCAUUUAGUAAACGGAUAUGAGUUUCCAGUGGCAUAUAAAGUGAAAAGCGAAGGUGAGCAAAGCAUUUCAACUGAAGAUGUUGCCCAAUUGUUGAAGAAUAAAGCCGAGGAAGGGUUUUUCAGGAAUAUUUUGGAUAAGAACGGGGCCAUUGUACUCAGAUUAGGGAACAUUGAUCCGAACGUUAUUUCCAAAUACGUUGAGGCGAUCGGAUAUGGAAGCAAGCUUGUCCCAUUCGUCCAAAAUGGAUCUACUGCAGAGAGGACACAGAUUACGAAUGUUUUAACUACGGCCAACGAGGGACCAGGUGGGAUUGAAAUCUACCAACAUAACGAGUUUUCACGGUUCAAGACAUACCCAAGCACCCUCUUCUUUGCAUGCACUGAAUACACUGCCAAAGGUGGUGAAACACCAAUUGUUCAUGGAGCAGAAACUUUUGAAGACGUCAAGCGUAAGAAUCCUACGUUCCUCAAGCGACUCGCCAGAAGGGGAUUGCUAUUUACCCAAAUAUGGGCUUACAAGAGCCCGAAUAGAACUGGAUGGCAGGAUUAUUAUUCUUUUGGAAGAACAAUUCAGCCUGAAGAUACAUUGGAGCAAAGAAAGAAGAAAGCUGGAAAAGUCUGUUUUGACCAUAUCAGCGAGGAUUUCGAGUGGGAUAAGGACAAUAACCUCGAUGUGAAGGAACACACAGAACCUUAUGGUGUUCUCUUCAACAGUAUUCCAACAUUUUACGGUGAUAUCAGAGAUAAAAAGAAUAGUUACGGUAAGACAACAGAGAUAUCAUACGACGAUAAUGAAGAACCAAUCUCGCAUGAAGACCUGGAUCUAAUUCUUCAGAGUUCUUUAGACACUGAGUACAAUCAUAAUUGGGUUCCAGGAGACUUGGCAAUUAUUAACAAUUACCAAGUUAGUCAUGGAAGAAAGCCAUGGAGAGAUGGUGAACGGAAAAUUAUUGUCAGUAUGUGGGAUACUCCAAACAAGCGAGACUUUUCUCGUUACCCUCCUGAGGCCUAA
This is a messenger RNA of Brettanomyces bruxellensis, 1047 nucleotides long. RefSeq lists its product as uncharacterized. The record is from RefSeq and is a predicted model, not a curated record. Bases 1 to 1047 code for a protein of 348 amino acids. NCBI's taxonomy places the organism in Eukaryota, Fungi, Ascomycota, Pichiomycetes, Pichiales, Pichiaceae. Gene Ontology annotation, molecular function: oxidoreductase activity. The transcript is spliced from 2 exons.